This is a messenger RNA of Dibothriocephalus latus, 285 nucleotides long. Lineage: Eukaryota; Metazoa; Platyhelminthes; Cestoda; Diphyllobothriidea; Diphyllobothriidae. The record is from the annotation of a GenBank genome assembly.
AUGUCGACUUUGGCCAGGCUGACACCCAACGAAGACGCCAUGAUUGCUGCCAGGUCAAUUGAGGACGAUGCGCGCUGUCAGCUUUCGGACGUCGUAAGAGGCAUACUUGCAACAGCAGCCAAAAUCCGAUGCGCUACCAAUCAGGAUCCCAUUAUCCGCAAAGCUUUCACCUAUGUCCGGAUCAGUUGGCCAACCACCGCUCCCACUGAUGCUCUUCAUCAACUCAUCCUGCGUCGAGCAUUACUCUCUGCGAUUGAUAUCUGCCUCAUUGUUCAGACUGGGUGA